AGGUAAAGUGAAAUUUUCAUUUUGAUCUAUUCAUUUUUUGUGUGAUUAAUGAAACUUGUAUUUGCUACAUCUACCCUAUGCAUGCUUCAUCUCCUGUUGCAAUGUUCUCCUCUUAAUUUAACAACUUUCAUUUUAUAUUCUAAAGGUGAUUGGCAGUUAUGGAGUGGCCAUUACUAUUACCACCGAGAAAAAUCAGCCGCAAAUUCCUGGUUUUCAGCCGAAGGUGUUUGUCGACAACAUGGCGAAAAUGUUCAUUUGGCUUCAAUUCACAGUCAGCGAGAAAACGACUUCAUAAAGUCACUCUCCUCAGACGAAGGCGAACAAUGGAUAGGCCUCACUGAUCACAACAUUCGAUCGAAUUCUUUUAAAUGGAUCGAUGGCUCACCUUAUGGAGAUUUUACGCCUUGGGCGGUGGGAGAACCAAACCAGGCAACAGUAGAUGAAGACUGUGGAGCAAUGAAACCAGAUGGAACAUGGAUAGACGUGGCAUGUAGAAAGCAAAGACUUGGAAGUGGCACACCAUUCGACAGAAGGGCUUUUACAUGUAAAACAUCUGGGAGCGCAGUGAGAUAUGAGCCCUUGCCGUCCUCACAAAGAGAGAACGUUCACGGAAGCCGUUGUGUCCAACAGCAAAAAGACUAA
This is a messenger RNA of Orbicella faveolata, 642 nucleotides long. RefSeq lists its product as uncharacterized. The record is from RefSeq and is a predicted model, not a curated record. Lineage: Eukaryota; Metazoa; Cnidaria; Anthozoa; Scleractinia; Merulinidae.